Molecule: messenger RNA, 593 nt
Organism: Jatropha curcas
Lineage: Eukaryota; Viridiplantae; Streptophyta; Magnoliopsida; Malpighiales; Euphorbiaceae
Product: mitochondrial pyruvate carrier 4
Biological process (GO): pyruvate import into mitochondria
Cellular component (GO): mitochondrial inner membrane
Source: RefSeq, a predicted model, not a curated record
UUUAGCUUUGCUUAGAAACAGAGAGUGGGAAGAGGAGAUGAAGUCAACUUCAAAGCUUCGAAACAUUUGGAACCAUCCUGCUGGACCUAAAACAAUUCAUUUUUGGGCUCCAACUUUUAAGUGGGGGAUCAAUAUUGCAAACAUGGUUGAAUCCACAAAGCCUCCUGAAAAGCUCUCCUAUCCUCAGCAGUCAGCUCUUGCAUGCAGUGCGAUUAUCUGGUCAAAAUUUAGCACUGUGGUGACACCGAAAAAUUGGAAUCUUUUCAGUGUAAGCAUUGUGAUGGCUGCAACUUCCAUGUACCAAUUGGCACGUAAAAUAGAGUAUGAUUUCUUCUCCAGUCAUUACAAAGCAGCACCAAUUGCAAAGGAUUGUUAAAGGAAGCCUUCAUGCAUUUCAUUUGCCAUAUAUAAAACACACCGUCGAUAGAAUCAAUACCAUGUAAUUAUAAAAUAAAGGUUAUAAAAUAUGCAGAAUUGUAGAAUAAAUAAGUAAUUGCGAUAGAAUUCGAUUCUGAUGAGACUAGAACUCCACUGUGAAUGAUCCACGAGAUAAUAAAAGUAGACUGUUAAUUCACCACAUUGGCAAGUCACUC